Molecule: messenger RNA, 927 nt
Organism: Solanum dulcamara
Lineage: Eukaryota; Viridiplantae; Streptophyta; Magnoliopsida; Solanales; Solanaceae
Exons: 5
Coding region: 115-660 (181 amino acids)
Source: RefSeq, a predicted model, not a curated record
CCCCCCCCCCCCCCCAAAUUUUUUUUUUUCCCAAAAAGAGGAAACUUUUUCUUCUUGUUUGGGAAUGUGCAAAAAUUGAAUGUUGGGAACAAAAUUUGGAGAUUUGGGGAAUAAAUGAUGGAUUCAACACUGACAUUGUUUCAAAAUUCAGACCCCAUGAACAUAUCUACUACAACCACCAUUGUAUCUUAUGGCUCUUCUUCCUUUUUAACAAAUUGUACCCUGCUCUCUGCUCUCAUUGCUUUUGUCCUUGCACAAUCCAUUAAAUUCUUCACUUCUUGGUACAGGGAAAAACAUUGGGAUCUAAAGCAACUUGUUGGAUCUGGUGGGAUGCCGUCGUCUCAUUCAUCAACCGUGGCUGCUUUAGCCACAGCUGUUGGUUUGCAAGAAGGCUUUGGAGGAUCCCUCUUUGCUACAUCAUUAGUUUUAGCAUGUGUGGUGAUGUAUGAUGCCACAGGUGUAAGAUUACAUGCUGGACGUCAAGCAGAGGUUCUGAAUCAAAUUGUAUGUGAACUUCCUGAUGAACAUCCUCUUGCAGACAGCAUGCCACUGCGCGAACUCCUUGGUCACACCCCCCCUCAGGUUGUUGCCGGUGGAUUCUUGGGAUUGGUCACAGCAACAAUUGUCUGGUUGAUCACGGGCUCUGGAUAUAGAGCAUGAUAUUAAAGAGGUUGUUGUGACCAUUGAAAUAGAAGGCAGUUAUGCUACCAAAUCUUGCAGAUAGUUUUGUUCCACCUAUGGAUUGCGCCACAUGAGUUUUUUGUAGUCAACUGAAUCCUUUUUGUCCCUGAAAUGUAUAGUUAUCCAUUAUAGGAGUUUAUACACAUUGUAAAUAUUGAUUUUUUGGAAUUUUGGCUACAAGAAACAGCAAUAUUGUACUUUUAACUCUGGUAAAAUGAAAGUUAUUCCCUUUGGUUGUGGAUUGUA